AUGGCGCAGAGGUUCUUUGACUGCUCGGUGUCCGAGUGCGGAAGACCGAGUGCACGCGCAGUUGCAGCCGGGUGUGAUAUGUGCAGCAGCUACUUCUGUGGAGUUCAUAUGUCUCGGGAUGCAGCACCGGGUGUUUUGCUAACUGCGGGCCGUAUCAAGGACCUGGAUGAUGAAGCCUACAACGCGCUCAUUGCCGCUGAAAUCGGCCGCCUUCGUGCUCAGAUCAAUGAGAAGGCAGUCUGCGAACUCGCCUCCAGCCUGAACAAUGGCAAACCUUGCACCAUCGAAUACCCUUCAGAGGUUGUUGGGUUAGGCGCCCUAACGGGGUUGCCGCAGGUCUCGGGCUUUGCCGUCGGCUUCCCCGUUUCUCUCGCCGAAUACCUCAUCCGCAGCGAGUACGCAACCCUGAAGUUCCUAGAGACUACGGCAGUACCGGCACCGCGGGCCUUCUCGUUCGGCAUCCCGUCUCAAGGUACCGACCAUGGCAUUGGGGUCUGUUUUCUUCUCAUGUCGGGCAAGCCGUGGGAUGGCCAAGGAGACGCCGCCAAGGUCUGGAAGGGUCUCGCCGACAUCUUUGCCGAGUUGGAGAGGCAUCCGUUUACGAAGGCGGGGUCUCUAUAUGUCGAGUCUCCUGAUGACCUCCCGUCGGUCUCUGCUACGGCAAGCGACAUAUUCGUCUGUCUUUACCCAUACGGGCCUUUCGGGACUUCGGCGGCAUACUAUACGGCCUGGGCCGAGCAGUACCUGGUGCUGAUUGCGGACUGUCAGCUCUAUCCCCAGUUUCCUAUCGAGGCCUACUUGGUGUAUCGCUUUCUCCAAGACAAUGCGACCCAGUUGUCCGAUUCUGAAGACAAGUUCUUUCUGAAACACGUCGACGAUAAGGGCGACCACCUGAUGAUGGCGCGUAUCGUUCCGCGACGAGAGGCAUUUGCGCUGUCCCUCGUAUCCGCCGUCAUGAGAGCUCUUUGCGAUGGUGAUGUCUCGCUCAGUGCAAAAGACGUUGCAUUGAGCAAUACCUUGCGCAAGAAGGGGGCGCGCCUGGCAAGCUAUACGGAAGAUGAGAAGGUGAGAAGAUUCUUCUGGGGCUUGGGACUCGAGCCCGAGUGGGCCUGCGCGUUGCCAUUGGCAAAUGCCAUCCUGCAGGUUUUUGGGGUUGAACAGAGCUGGGAUGAAUGGAAAGAGGUAGCAUUGAAGCGGUAUGAGGGCGAUGAACGCCUGAAGGCUCUUGUGGAAGCGCGUUCUGGGAAUAAACAUUAA
This is a messenger RNA of Phialemonium atrogriseum, 1257 nucleotides long. RefSeq lists its product as uncharacterized. The record is from RefSeq and is a predicted model, not a curated record. NCBI's taxonomy places the organism in Eukaryota, Fungi, Ascomycota, Sordariomycetes, Cephalothecales, Cephalothecaceae. The transcript is spliced from 4 exons. Bases 1 to 1257 code for a protein of 418 amino acids.